Messenger RNA from Penicillium crustosum, 1068 nucleotides. Its product is annotated as glycoside hydrolase family 16 protein. NCBI's taxonomy places the organism in Eukaryota, Fungi, Ascomycota, Eurotiomycetes, Eurotiales, Aspergillaceae. The transcript has 2 exons. Gene Ontology annotation, cellular component: fungal-type cell wall. The record is from RefSeq and is a predicted model, not a curated record. Gene Ontology annotation, molecular function: glycosyltransferase activity; hydrolase activity, hydrolyzing O-glycosyl compounds. Gene Ontology annotation, biological process: fungal-type cell wall organization; carbohydrate metabolic process. The coding region runs from base 1 to 1068 and encodes 355 amino acids.
AUGCAGUGUCGGCUCUUUUUUGCAGCCCUGGCUGCUGCAGUUACCCUCACUUUUGCCCAGCAAGCACCGGACUGCAAUGCCUUCGAGAAAACCUGCCCGUCUAACAAGGGCAACACCAAUGGCCAUAUCAACUACGACUUGACGCAGCCUUUGGCUUUGAAUGAAUGGACAACACUUGGUGGGGCAGUGGUCACUGGGACUGAUGGUGCGGAAUUCACGAUCCACAAACAAGGAGAUGCCCCGACAAUUGUGACUGACUACUACAUCUUCUAUGGUGAGGUAUCUGUUGAAAUGAAGGCUUCCCCUGGUACUGGUAUUGUCAGUGCGGUUUACAUGCUCUCCGAUGCCAAUGACGAGAUUGACUGGGAAGCACUGGGUGGCUCUACCGACAAAUUGCAGUCAAAUUACUACGGCAAGGGUGAUAACAGCGAGGAUUACGAUCGCUGGACCUGGGAGAUGGUGACGACCCCACAGGAAGUAUUCCAUAAAUACGCAUGGAUUUGGUCCAAGGAGAAACUGUCCUGGGCGAUCGAUGGCACCGUUGUCCGGACAGUCAACUAUGCAGAUGCCAAAGAUGGCACUCGCUUCCCACAGACGCCGAUGCGCGUGAGAAUUGGUAUCUGGGCAGGGGGUGAUCCGAGUAGGAUCAAGGCCACGAUCGAUUGGGCCGGUGGCAAGACCGACUAUUCCAAGGCCCCCUUCACGAUGUAUGUCAAGUCGGUUGAGAUUAUCAACUACACUCCAGCCGAGAGCUAUGUCUAUUCCGAUAAAUCUGGCUCUUCAGACAGUAUCGGGAUUAAUGGAGCCGUCUCCGCGGGCGAGGCUUCCACCUCGACCAGUUCCACUAUUCCAACUACUAGCGAUACUGCUUCGUUGGCUUCAUCUUCUACCGUUUUAUCUACUACGGCCUCAUUCGCCACUUCGAGCCCAGCCAAGUCAGGAAAUUCAACCACAGUUGACAUUGCCAUACCUCCCUCAUCUGCUACGGAUUUGUCGUCUUCACUCUCAUCCUUGGGAGUUUCGGGUUCUUCUUCCAAUUCUUUUAGUUCCGCCAGCUCCCCCUCAUGA